Molecule: messenger RNA, 1062 nt
Organism: Paraphaeosphaeria sporulosa
Lineage: Eukaryota; Fungi; Ascomycota; Dothideomycetes; Pleosporales; Didymosphaeriaceae
Product: P-loop containing nucleoside triphosphate hydrolase protein
Exons: 3
Coding region: 1-1062 (353 amino acids)
Biological process (GO): DNA repair; DNA-templated DNA replication
Cellular component (GO): DNA replication factor C complex; Rad17 RFC-like complex; nucleus
Molecular function (GO): DNA binding; ATP binding; ATP hydrolysis activity
Source: RefSeq, a predicted model, not a curated record
AUGGCCAAAGCAGAGUCCUCCAAGGCAGCUGCCAGCAACGGGAUCAAGGCCAACCCCAAUGCACAAGGGGGAGCCAACUAUGAGUUGCCAUGGGUGGAGAAAUACCGGCCCGUGUAUCUCGACGAUGUCGUCGGCAACACAGAGACAAUCGAGCGCCUCAAGAUCAUUGCGAAGGACGGCAACAUGCCGCACGUCAUAAUAUCGGGAAUGCCCGGCAUUGGGAAAACGACCUCGAUCCUUUGUCUUGCGCGCCAGCUUCUCGGUGAUGCGUAUAAGGAGGCCGUACUUGAGCUCAAUGCUUCCGACGAGCGCGGUAUAGACGUUGUCAGGAACAGAAUAAAGGGGUUCGCGCAGAAGAAGGUGACGCUGCCUCCGGGCAGGCAAAAACUAGUCAUCUUGGACGAGGCGGAUAGCAUGACGAGCGGAGCUCAACAGGCGCUACGACGGACAAUGGAGAUCUACAGCAGCACCACGCGAUUCGCUUUUGCUUGCAACCAGUCGAACAAGAUCAUCGAACCGCUGCAGUCCCGCUGCGCUAUCCUCAGAUACGCCCGCCUCACAGAUGCGCAAAUCGUGCGCCGGCUUAUGCAGGUCUGUGAGGCCGAACAGGUGCAAUUUUCCGACGACGGUGUUGCUGCGCUCGUUUUCUCAGCCGAGGGGGACAUGCGACAAGCCAUAAACAACCUACAAUCGACUCAUGCUGGGUUCGGAUUCGUAAACGGUGACAACGUGUUCAGGGUGGUUGACAGCCCGCAUCCGAUCAAGGUUCAAGCCAUGAUCAAGGCAUGCCACGAAUGCAGGGUGGAUGAUGCUCUUACAACCUUGAAGGAACUCUGGGACCUGGGGUACAGCUGUCACGACAUUAUCAGCACCAUGUUCAAAGUCACGAAAACUAUUGACAGCUUGAGCGAGCACGCGAAAUUGGAGUUUAUCAAGGAGAUUGGCUUCACGCAUAUGCGUAUCCUCGAAGGCGUUCAAACACUCCUCCAGCUCUCGGGCUGCAUCGCACGUCUCUGCAAGAUCAACAUGCAACCGCAGCUUUUCGCCCUCCCUUCAAAAUGA